AUGGCGGCUUUCAACGAGGACGAUAUAUUCGACGACGACGGCGGAAUCGGCGACGAGCUCGCGUUCAUGAGCGCGGACGAUAUCAUUCGCCGAUCUAGGUUGCUCGAUAACGAGAUUCGCGUGCUCAAGGACGAGUCGCAGCGCGUGCAUCUGGAGCAUGAGUCUAUGAAGGAGAAGAUCAAGGAGAAUCAGGAGAAGAUUAAACUCAACAAGCAGCUGCCAUACCUUGUUGGAAACGUCGUCGAGGUGCUAGACGUGAAUCCCGAGGACGAAAGUCCCGAGGACGGCGCGAAUCUGGACCUGGAUUCUCUACGCAAGGGCAAGUGCGUGGUGCUCAAGACGUCCACGCGCCAAACCAUCUUCCUGCCCGUCGUGGGCCUCGUGGACGCGGACGCGCUGAAGCCGGGCGACCUGGUGGGCGUGAACAAGGACAGCUACCUCAUUCUUGACACGCUGCCUGCUGAGUAUGACUCGCGUGUGAAGGCCAUGGAGGUGGACGAGAAGCCGACCGAAGAUUACAGUGAUAUCGGAGGGCUGGACAAGCAGAUUCAAGAGCUAGUCGAAGCGGUGGUGCUGCCAAUGACCCACAAGGAGCGGUUUGCCUCCCUAGGCAUCAAGCCGCCCAAGGGAGUGCUGCUGUACGGCCCCCCCGGCACCGGCAAGACGCUCAUUGCCAGGGCGUGUGCCGCUCAGACCAACGCCACGUUCCUUAAGCUCGCAGGGCCGCAGCUCGUUCAGAUGUUCAUAGGAGAUGGUGCAAAGCUGGUGAGGGAUGCUUUCCAGCUGGCCAAGGAGAAGUCCCCGUGCAUCAUUUUCAUUGAUGAGAUUGACGCCAUCGGCACCAAGCGCUUCGACAGUGAAGUGAGUGGGGAUCGUGAGGUGCAGAGAACGAUGCUGGAGCUUCUGAGUCAGCUGGAUGGCUUCAGCAGCGAUGACAGAAUCAAGGUGGUGGCAGCCACCAACCGAGCUGACAUCCUGGACCCGGCUCUCAUGCGCUCGGGGCGGCUGGACAGGAAGAUUGAGUUCCCUCACCCCACCGAGGAGGCCCGGGCUCGCAUCCUGCAGAUCCACUCACGGAAAAUGAACGUACACCCGGAUGUGAAUUUCGAGGAGCUGGCGCGGUCAACAGACGAUUUCAACGGAGCUCAACUCAAGGCCGUCUGUGUAGAGGCCGGCAUGCUUGCACUGCGCCGCGAUGCCACUGAGGUGACACAUGAGGACUUCAAUGAAGGAAUUAUUCAGGUGCAGGCCAAGAAAAAGGCCAGCCUCAACUACUAUGCAUAA
Messenger RNA from Closterium sp. Naga37s-1, 1284 nucleotides. NCBI's taxonomy places the organism in Eukaryota, Viridiplantae, Streptophyta, Zygnematophyceae, Desmidiales, Closteriaceae. The record is from the annotation of a GenBank genome assembly.